Didymodactylos carnosus is the source of this 354-nucleotide messenger RNA. Lineage: Eukaryota; Metazoa; Rotifera; Eurotatoria; Philodinida; Philodinidae. The record is from the annotation of a GenBank genome assembly.
AUGUCAACAACAAUAACAACAGCACCAGCUGCUCCAUUGAUCUGGACUGAAGUCUUGUAUGAAGGUGGAUUAGAACGAGAACCGCGGGCAGUAGUUCGAUGGUUAACUGUUGCUGUGUGUAUUAUUGGAGUUGUAGGUAACAUAUUGGCUGUAUGCACACUGUUACGCCGUCGAAUGCGUCAUUUAUCCACUCAUGCUUAUUUAACAGCAUUAUGCAUAUCAAAUACAUUAUCGUUAAUAUUUAUCAUCACUUUUGAACUUGAUGUUCUAUUUCAACCAAAUCGUUUCUUCUGCAUUCUACUAUCAGUUUCAAAGGCAAUGGCACUUAGCAUGUUGGCAUUGUCCACGUGGUGA